GAAGCCCUCGGCCCGCGGGGCUCGGUGCCGGCGCUGAGCUGCCGGCCCGCCGGGAUGACGCCCCCGCGGCCGGCGGGGCCCGGCUCACCGCCCCGGCGCGGGGCUCUCUUCCAGAACGUGCUGGCCAAGGCGCUGUACGACAACGUGGCCGAGUCCCCGGACGAGCUCUCCUUCCGCAAGGGCGACAUCAUGACGGUGCUGGAGCGCAACACGCAGGGGCUGGACGGCUGGUGGCUCUGCUCGCUCCACGGCCGGCAGGGCAUCGUCCCCGGGAACCGCCUCAAGAUCCUGGUGGGGAUGUACGACAAGAAGCAGCAGCAGCAGCAGCAAGCGCCCGGCCCGGCGCAGGGGCAGGCGCCGCCGCAGCCGUCGGUGCCCCAGCCGGCUCUGCCGUACCACCACCAAGGGGGAUACACCCCGCUGUCGCCCGCCUCGCAGUACACACCCAUGCACCCUGCUUAUGCCCCCCAAGGGGACAACGUCUACCUGAUGCCGGUCCCCAACAAGGGACAGCAGAGUCUGUACCCGGGCUCGGCACCCACCGGACAGUUUCCUCCUGCCCCGGCUAAGCAGCCACCCACCUUCCCGAAGCAGGCACCUCCCCACACCUUCCCCAGCCCCGGCCAGGAGAUCUACCAGGUGCCCCCCUCCCUGGGCCAGGCAGCAGAGGCGUACCCCGGGGGUUCUGCCAGUCCUCCCCAGGAUGUCUACCAGGUUCCUCCCUCAGCUGGUCAGGCUCAAGAAAUCUACCAGGUGCCCCCGUCGCUGGACAUGAGGAGCUGGGAAGGGCACAAGCCCCAGGGAAAGGUGCUGGUGCCCACCCGCAUGGGGCAGGUGUAUGUCUAUGACUCCCCCAAGGGUGAGCAGGUUGAGUAUGAUUUCCCUCGCCACCUCAUCUCCACGGGUUCCCAGGAGAUCUACGAUGUGCCGCCUGUCCGAGGGGGGGUCCCGAGCCAGUUCAACCAGGAGGUCUAUGACACCCCCCCCAUGGCAGUGAAGGGUCCCAAUGGGCAGGACCCAGGGCAGGAGAUCUACGAUGUGCCCCCCAGCGUGGAGAAGAACCUGCCCCAAACUGUGUACGACGUCCCCCCCUCGGUCAGCAAGGACGUGCCGGAUGGCCCGGCACGGGAGGAGACCUACGACGUGCCCCCCGCCUUCGCCAAGCAGAAAACCUUCGACCCCUCCCGCCACCUCAUCCUGGCCCAGCAGGAGCCCUACUUGCCAGAGGAUGUCUAUGAUGUGCCACCGGCAGCUGGGAAGGGUGCUCCUGAGCAGCCGCUCUCCCAUGAGAUCUACGACGUGCCCCCCAGCCUCAAGAAGCUGGGGGGAUCCACCUUCCCCUCCCAGGAGGUGUACGACGUGCCCCGGGACCUGCACGCCCCGGGUAAGGGCUCCGUGGACACAGAGGGCGAGUACAUCUACGAUGUCCCACCGCAAGUGGACCGCGAGGCCAAGGGCGCCGACGCCAAGCGCCUCUCAGCCUCCAGCACGGGCAGCACCCGCAGCAACAUCUCCACGUCCUCACUGGAUGUGGUGCCCGUGAAGGAGCCGGCCAAGGGAGCCGGCAAGGAGUUCUCCCUGGACUUGGACGCCGCUAUGGAGACACUGGCCAAGCUCCAGCACGGCGUCAGCAGCGCCGUCUCCUACCUCAUGUCCUUUAUCGGCACCAACUGGCGCAGCCCCGAGCACAUGGAGGCCAACGCCGCCAGCAUCCGCGGCGCGGCCGAGGGCGUCCGGACGGCCCUCCGGGACCUGCUGGAGUUUGCCCGGGGGGCAGUGGGCAAUGCUGCCCAGGCCUCCGACCGCUCCCUGUACGCCAAGCUAAGCAAGCAGCUGCAGAAGAUGGAGGAGGUCUACCAGGCCCUGGCACGGCACGGCCAAAUGCUGGACGCUUGCCACUGGGCCCCCAGUGCGCUGGCCAGCAGCAAGCCGGGCGCGGAUGACUUGGAGCACUUCAUCAUGCACUCACGUGGUGUCCCUGAUGACACCAAGCAGUUGGCUUCCUUCCUGCAUGGCAAUGCCUCCCUCCUCUUCAAACGGACAAAGCCGGCGGUGGAGAGUGGUGGCCAUGGGCCCCCUCACCCCUCCGACAAAGCCAACAGCAUCCAGUCCCGGCCCCUGCCCUCCCCGCCCAAGCUGCUGGCCCAGGAGUCGCCCGACGGGCCCUACGAGAACAGUGAGAGUGGCUGGAUGGAGGACUACGACUAUGUCCAUCUCCAGGGCAAGGAGGAGUUCGAGAAGACCCAGAAGGAGUUGCUGGAGAAAGGCAAUAUCAUCCGACAGAGCAAGGACCAGCUGGAGCACCAGCAGCUGAAGCAGUUUGAGCGGCUGGAGCAGGAGGUGUCGCGCCCCAUCGACAAUGACCUGUCCAACUGGAGCCCCUCCCAACACUAUGGCCCGGCACGGGGCAGCGGGACCCUGUGUCCUGCCGACCGCCAGCUCCUCCUCUUCUACCUGGAGCAGUGCGAGGCCAACCUUACCACGUUCACCAAUGCUGUCGACGCCUUCUUCACCGCCGUCAGCACCAACCAACCCCCCAAGAUCUUCGUGGCCCACAGCAAGUUCGUCAUCCUCAGCGCCCACAAGCUCGUCCUCAUUGGGGACACGCUGUCCCGCCAGGCCAAGGCCCAGGAUGUCCAGCACAAGGUGAUGCACUACAGCAACCUCCUCUGUGAGAUGCUCAAGGAGAUCGUGGCGACCACCAAGGCAGCCGCCCUUCACUACCCUUCUCCUGCCGCGUCCAAGGACAUGGUGGAGCGCGUCAAGGAACUCGCCAACAGCACGCAGCAGUUCAGGAUGGUGCUGGGCCAGCUGGCAGCCAUGUGAUGGCCUCAGGGCCACUGUCCCCUCUCUCUGGCCCCCACCCCUCCCCAGACAUGUGUUCCCCUCCAUGGGAGUCCUCUCCACCUGGUGUAAGCGGACAUGUACAUAGAGACUCAUGCACACCGGGGGGCUGGGGCUCCAUGGGGAGGGGAGGGAUGGGCUGCAGCCAUCAUCUCCUUCCCUCUUCUUCCCUCUGGCCGGAGGCCAGGAAUGGUUUCAGAGCUGUGCCCGUAAUGAAGCAAAGCUGGGAGGUGCAUCUAUGCCCAAUCCUUCCCUGCUGUCCUCUCUCUAUACAAAACCGGCAGCCGGUCCUGGUCUGGAGGGCAUGGGGCCGUGUCCCUCUUGAGACAAGGAUGUGCCUGGCAAUUUGAGGUGUUGCUGUGGCUGCCCCGCUCUCGGGGGGACACCAGAGCCACUCUACAGUGGCCAGCAGAUUCUAAUGGUGUGGAAGCCAUCCCCUGUGGUGGUGGGACAGUAUGACACAGAGAGGUUGUACUGUCCCCCUGUGUGCUGGAGCCUGGGGAUAGGGGUCCCCAGGGGGGUAAGGGAUGGUGGGGAGCUGCUGGGGCAGGAAGGGGCUAACCUGUGCGUUCUCACGUCUCGGGGUGUGAUACAGUACCAGCUGUAACCGAAACGUGAACUGAAAUUGGUGCCUUUUGAACACAGGGGAAGCUUCCGCUGGUUCCCGGAGCUACCGCGUGGCAGCCCCCUCCAAAACUUGGCCCCAAGUCCCCCAGCAGCAUAAAGAUUUGCCUACAAACGCCCUCCAUCUCCUGGGUAUCUGCGUGUGCCUGCUGAGGCGAGGGAGAGCCCCUGGUGCAGGGCUGCGGGGAUCCUGUCCCCCUAAAAGAUCUCAUAGCCAAUGGA
This is a messenger RNA of Pipra filicauda (Wire-tailed manakin), 3690 nucleotides long. It is a transcript of the gene BCAR1, whose product is annotated as BCAR1 scaffold protein, Cas family member. The record is from RefSeq and is a predicted model, not a curated record. Gene Ontology annotation, biological process: cell surface receptor protein tyrosine kinase signaling pathway; cell migration. Gene Ontology annotation, molecular function: protein binding. Bases 55 to 2826 code for a protein of 923 amino acids. The transcript has 6 exons. Gene Ontology annotation, cellular component: cytoplasm; plasma membrane; focal adhesion. NCBI's taxonomy places the organism in Eukaryota, Metazoa, Chordata, Aves, Passeriformes, Pipridae.